Molecule: messenger RNA, 1848 nt
Organism: Toxorhynchites rutilus septentrionalis
Lineage: Eukaryota; Metazoa; Arthropoda; Insecta; Diptera; Culicidae
Exons: 2
Coding region: 1-1848 (615 amino acids)
Cellular component (GO): membrane
Molecular function (GO): glutamate-gated receptor activity
Source: RefSeq, a predicted model, not a curated record
AUGCUGGCGCAAUACCUUGCAAUAAGUGCGCUUUUCUGGCCCGCACUAUCGACGGCGAUAGUCGCGGAUAACGGGCAGAAUUCUGCGGCGCUGGUCGAGGCCAGUGUCAUGAUACUGCUGAAGGCCUUCCAGGAUCCAUUUGCAUCGUCAUUGCUUUCCCAGGCGGCUACCUCACUGGAAGCCGAUCAAUUGCAGGCGGAUUUGAUGAACGAUGUUCUUGUUCGGUUGGGUGGAUUGAUUGUGGUGAGAUUCAAUGCGGCUUCCCGCGAGAUGUUACGGAGGCCCUGGGUUCACAAUGUGUUGUUCGUGGAUAGCUAUGAAGCGUUUCGUCGGUUGCAUCGCGAUCUAAGGGUAGAGAAAUAUGAUUUUUCUGGACGUUACCUGGUGGUGUACAGUGGGGAAGUGAACGAAACGGUCGUGAAGAAGAUUUUCGACGAUUUGUGGACGCUGGAAAUCAUCAAUGUCGUACUGGUUGGGGACGGAGUUGAUGGCGUCAAACUGUGGACAUAUGUACCUUAUUCGACGGCAAGCUGUCGUUCGGUGAACUUGGUCCGGAUGCCGAACGUUGAGGAUGUAGUGCAAUUCUAUCCGGAUAAAACAUCAAAUUUCCACGGAUGCGAGUUCAGGGUGGGAUCAUUUGAAACUAGACCCUAUACAAUCAUGGACCGCUCAAGUGGUGCGAGGAUUAAAAUGAGUGGUUUUGAGGGAGAUCUACUGGAUGUUUUGAAGGAAAGACUAAACUUCGACGCUACAAUCUAUGAACCUCCAAAUGGGGAACAGUGGGGUUAUGCGUUAAAGCAGAACAGCACAGGCAUGAUGCGUAUGAUCCAAGAAGAAGAGGUUGAUUUCGGGAUUUCUUGUCUCGGGAUCUCUGUGGCGAGAAACGAGAUAUUGAAGCCGGGAAUCGCUCACUACACGACGGCUUUGGUUCUAGCGAUUCCCAAAGGACGCCCCUUAACUGCAUUCGAAAAACUAUUCCGGCCAUUCACCGCAAUCAUCUGGUGGAUGAUCACCACAAUGGUUGUUGGAGCAGUGAUCGUAAUUUCGAUGAUCGAGUGCAAGCCUGUUUCGGUUCGGGAUUUCGUUUACGGAAGAGGUAUUCGAACACCCUAUCUAAACCUGAUUCAAGUAUUUCUAGGGGUCGGAAUGCAUGUUCUUCCAACACGGAACUUUUCCAGGACACUUCUAUUCCUGUGGAUUUAUUUCUGUUUGGUGUUGAGGACACUGUACCAAGGAUCUAUGUUUAAAUAUUUGCAACAGAACGCCAACCUUCCACCGUCACGAACCCUGGCAGAAAUAGAUCAAACUGAUGCAUACUUUUACGUGGUCGAAAGCGCCGAACGUUAUUAUGAAUCGUUUCCGCAUCGCUACCGAAGAGUGCGACAUCUUCCCCAGGAGAAGGACAACAUCAUACACCGAUUGGAGUGGAUGAUCAACCACCCGGAAAGUCCCGACGUCGUACAGGGAGGAUUGGAUCACAUAGCUCACCACAACCAUCUGUAUCGGAAGAAAGGUGGCGCCGUCGAUAUUUGUACCGAAUUUAUCUCUACCUACACGAUCACAAUCUACUACCCGAAGAAAUCCAUGUUGACACGAGAAUUCGACGAGCAAAUUCUGAAAAUUCAAGCGUCCGGGCUGAUGUUCUUGUGGAUAAAUCGAUACGGGGACUAUAACUUCUUCGGGGCCCAAGAUGAGAAGUCCUCUCCCAGGCAGUUGAGUAACGAGCAUCUUCUCGUGGGUUAUGAGAUAUGUGCAGUCAUGCUGACUUUUAGUGGAAUUGUCUUUGCAUUGGAGAAUGUUUCUAGGAGAUUCGUUAGGCUGCGGAACUUGUUCGAGUAUCUGAAAUGA